GUGCAACGUCAGUUCUGCAGAAUCUUCGUGCGAGAGCUAGGUGGUGUUUUCUGUAGUGGGUUUCUCGCAUCAAGACCGUUGGCGCUUCAACUGGACUAGGAAAUCGACAACAUGCCUCGUGUCUACAUCGGCCGACUGAGCUAUCAUGUCCGGGAGAAGGACAUCCAGAGGUUCUUCAGUGGUUAUGGGAAGCUUUUAGAAAUCGACCUGAAAAAUGGGUAUGGCUUUGUGGAAUUUGAGGACACGCGUGAUGCCGACGACGCAGUAUAUGAGCUGAAUGGGAGGGAGUUGUGUGGCGAGCGAGUCAUCGUGGAGCAUGCCCGGGGACCACGGCGGGACCGAGAUGGAUACGAUGGGGGUUAUGGGGGUGGUGGGCGCAGCAGUAGUGGUGGUUACAGCAGCAGAAGCCGUACUGGCAGGGAUAAGUACGGGCCGCCUGUCCGCACGGAGUAUCGUCUCAUUGUGGAGAACCUGUCCAGUCGCUGCAGCUGGCAGGACCUGAAGGAUUUUAUGCGUCAAGCUGGGGAAGUGACGUAUGCUGACGCCCACAAGGAACGCACCAAUGAGGGCGUCAUCGAGUUCCGCUCCCACUCUGACAUGAGGAGAGCCCUGGAUGAGCUGGACGGCGCCGACAUCAACGGCAGGAAGAUCCGCCUUGUGGAGGACAAGCCCCGCCGCCGCCGCUCCUACUCCGGCAGCCGGUCCCGGUCCCGCAGCAGACGCCGUUCUCGCAGCAGGAGUCGCAGGAGCAGCCGAUCCCGUAGCAACUCCAGAUCCCGUUCACGAUCCCGCUCUCGCAGCAAGCGCCGCUCCAGAUCCGGACGCAAAUCCCGCUCCAGAUCCAGGCGCCGGUCCAAUACCAAGUCUCCCGCCCGCAAGUCCCGCUCUCGCUCCCGCGACAGGAAGUCUCGUUCCCGCUCGCACAACAGGAAGUCCCGCAGCCGCUCCCCCAGCCACCAGUCCCGUUCCCGCUCUGACACCCGCAAGUCGCGGUCCAAGAGCCGCUCCAAGCCGAAGUCUGACCGCGACUCUCGCAGCCGCUCCAAGGAGAAGUCAGUGGGCAAGAAGUCCCGCAGUCGCUCCCCCUCCCCCGUGGAGAACGGGAAGGCAGAGUGCGCCAAGUCUGCCUCACGUUCCCCAUCGCCACAGGGCGACCGUGGCCAUUCAAAGUCCCCCGCCAAACGCUCUGCCUCCCGUUCCCCGUCGCGCUCAAAGUCCCGCUCCCGGUCCAGGUCCCGCUCCAGAUCGGCCUCCCGGGACUAAGACCCCACACUCACUCCCCGGCUUAGCAGAGCUAUUCCAAUCAAUAAGUGGUUUGAAAUUCGUUUCCACUGACCAGUUGUGGCUCCAGGUGCUCCCAAGAUUUGGUCAGUCUUAACUUAGUCCUUUCUCAAAGCACUUGGUACUGAAGCUAUGUUUUCUAAUGAAUAUUGGAAAAUCCUUAAAUAUUUUGAACUUUGCAUGACAAGACCGGGCAGUAAGUUGGUGGGUUGCUCAAAAUUGUGGAUACACAAGGAACUAUUGAUUAAAUUUUGUAUAUUUUCUGAAAUUCUUUGCAUUUUCAUAUUGAAUGCCUGGCUUGCUGGUUGGCUUUUCUGUUUGCUGAGUUUUACUGCAGGUGUCUCUUUGACUGCUCUCAGGGUCCUGUCUUGUGUGACGCCAAUAGUGUUAUAGGGUUUUUGGUCCCACUCAUUAAGGCAUCUUAAACCAAAAUUGAUUCCCCUGUUAACCAUGAUGUGAUGACAAAUGAAGCAUUACUUUAUGUGGUUAUAUCUUAGUUGAAAUUUUGUCUGUUCAGGUAAUGUGUACCCGCUGAAAUAAGAUUCCUUCAGUUGCUGGUGUCUGUUGCAGAUGCUUUAUUUGAAAAUAAGUUUAAGUGUACUGUAGUUUGUUUCCUUAGUAUUUUUAUUUUUUAAGUUAGACAUUGCUUGUUAAGAUGGAGGCACUCUACUUGAUUGUCUGAUGGCAGAAUAUGAUUUUUUUUUUUGAAAGUUGUGUGCUUUGGCCAUUGAUAAUUGGGACUUGCUACAGUGUGCAUAAAUCACUUAAUUGCCAAAGUAUAUAACCAAGGAAAAAGCAUGUCAACCUUUCAUUGUACUAUCAUGAGAAGCUUGUAGAUUAUUCAUUUUGCCAGGCAGAAUGCCGUUUAAAAUGGAUUUUAAAGAAAUGUCUUCACUUUUGUUUGCUUUAAUUUGUAACGUUUUAUGAGUUUAAUAAACAUUCUUGAUAAA
Messenger RNA from Anguilla rostrata (American eel), 2231 nucleotides. RefSeq names its product serine and arginine rich splicing factor 6b (gene srsf6b). Gene Ontology annotation, molecular function: mRNA binding. The record is from RefSeq and is a predicted model, not a curated record. The transcript is spliced from 6 exons. Gene Ontology annotation, cellular component: cytoplasm; nucleus. Lineage: Eukaryota; Metazoa; Chordata; Actinopteri; Anguilliformes; Anguillidae. The coding region runs from base 112 to 1263 and encodes 383 amino acids.